This is a messenger RNA of Cheilinus undulatus (humphead wrasse), 763 nucleotides long. RefSeq lists its product as uncharacterized. The coding region runs from base 87 to 452 and encodes 121 amino acids. The record is from RefSeq and is a predicted model, not a curated record. Gene Ontology annotation, cellular component: intracellular membrane-bounded organelle; mitochondrial outer membrane. Gene Ontology annotation, molecular function: 2 iron, 2 sulfur cluster binding. Gene Ontology annotation, biological process: regulation of autophagy. Lineage: Eukaryota; Metazoa; Chordata; Actinopteri; Labriformes; Labridae. The transcript has 3 exons.
UCUCAGGAAGCGGAUAGCCUCCUGUUCAGACCCAGGUUGACCUUGCUUUUUAAAGCUGACUACCCUAAACAUCGUUCAGAGAAAACAUGACAACCCCUAGUUUCUCUGCAAUGACACCGAUGCCCGCACUACCUAGCUCGGGAUUGAGGUUAUCAAAAGAGCAUUUGGUGGUUGCAGUGCCCGUUGCAGUGGUUGCGGCCUUAGGAGGUUUCCUAGUCGGCCAUUAUCUGAGCAGGCGGAGCUUUAAGAGUGGCCAGGUGAACUCAUCAGUCAGUAAAGACCGUCCCAAAGUGGUCCACAGCUUUGACAUGGAGGACAUUGGCACCAAGGCUGUGUACUGCCGCUGUUGGAAGUCAAAAAAGUUCCCCUACUGUGAUGGAGCCCAUGCCAAGCACAACGAAGAAACUGGGGACAACGUGGGACCUCUCAUUAUCAAAAAGAAGGAUGCUUAAGCCAGUUUUUUUCUUUUAUAGUUAAACCAACGGUGGAAAUUCUUCACAGCCAAGAAUGAUACUCGGUGUUAUAAAAAUGUGGAAAAAAAAUUUGAUUUAAUUGUUCCAACCUAAUUAUGAAUGAACUAUCAGACUUUGAAAUCAAAGGCCACUUGAGAAGAGAUAAAGAAUGGACUUUUGACAAUCAGCAAGGUCAGACAUGAGGUACUCUGGUUGUACAGAUGCUUUUUAAACAUCUAAAAGUGAGGAGUUUGGUAUCAAACAAAGGAUGAACCUAAAUACAUUAAAUAAUUCACUAGUCAGUCACUGUA